AUUGUCCUGCUGCUGCCUUCUACCCAUUUUGCCAUAACUUUGCAUGCCUCCUUUGAUCUGAGAUAUUUUUCUGCACACUGCCUGUUUCCACUUGCCGUGCUGGGCCCUCAGGCUUCUGUUAAUAUGAAGGCACCCAUCUUAUUAGAAACUCAUGACAGUUCCCAACAUGGAUUGUACAAGAUAAAUCACAAAACCAGUGAGCUGCAUGAGGAUACCAUUUAUCAUUGUGUUAAACCUUUAUGAUCGUGAAAUCCGAAGAGGUGGUGGAGUGGCUAUCUUUUACAAAAAGUCACUGAAUCUAAAAAAUAUUCAAGUUGCACACAAACUUCCUUUCCCUGAAACUAUUGUAUGCGACCUAUCCCUUAACACUACUCUUCGAUUCUUACUAUGCUACAGAGCCCCUGACUAUGACAUUACCCAUGCAAAUAUGCUAACCUCACUGCUAACAUGGGCUACCUCUUGCCCAUACCCUCUCAUCUUCCUGGGCGACCUAAAUCUACCUCUCAUUAACUGGAUAACUAAUGAAUGUACAACUGAUCCAAUCCAUACUACAAUCCAUACUACACUAUACAACGCUGUUACAAACCUUGAACAACUUGUAACUAACAAUACAAGACUCAACAACUGCCUUGAUCUCAUCUUCUGCAACAACCCAAACUCAAUUUAUGGACUACAAAUUAAAGAACCUUUUUCCAACAGUGACCACUGCAUGAUUGAUUUUCGUCCCAAUAUACGUCCAUACUCAAAUCAUCAUAACAAUAAUAUCCCCAUCUACAAGUUCAAAAAAGCCAACUACGACCUUAUAAACAACGAUCUUUCAUUUCUGGACUGGCAAAAUCUGUUUGCAAACUGCAUAACUGCUGAAGACCACUAUAGAGUUUUCCUACUUGAAAUCAAUAGAAUCAUUAAACUAUAUGUACCACAAAUGACAACCAUGAUCAGGAAAAGCAAACUACCCAUAUCAAUAAAAAAGCUUCAAUCAAAAAAAUAUCCCUCUGGAAAAGAAACAAAAAAGGCUUUGUAGCAAAUUUCAAAAACCGCUACAGAAAUAUAUGCAACCAAAUAAAAACUGAAUGCACAAAUUACCACACCAAACAAGAAGAGGACCUUCUGCGCACAAAUUCCAAUCGUGCCUUUUAUAAUUUUGUUAACAAUAAACUUAAAGACUCAAGAUCCAUCCCACCACUAAAAGAUUCUAACAACAAAGAAUGCAAUGACGAAACAGUUAAAGCCAACCUCUUCAACAUAUUCUUUGGCUCAGUUUUUGUUAACAGCGAUGACACAUAUCCGACAUUCCACAAACGUACCAGCAAUGAACAUGAUGACUUAACUCAUAUAGACUUCACAGAAGAAAAUAUUGGAAAAGCUCUUCAUAACA
Messenger RNA from Ahaetulla prasina, 1378 nucleotides. RefSeq lists its product as uncharacterized. NCBI's taxonomy places the organism in Eukaryota, Metazoa, Chordata, Lepidosauria, Squamata, Colubridae. The transcript has 3 exons. Gene Ontology annotation, molecular function: catalytic activity. The coding region runs from base 206 to 1024 and encodes 272 amino acids. The record is from RefSeq and is a predicted model, not a curated record.